Molecule: messenger RNA, 351 nt
Organism: Cryptococcus wingfieldii CBS 7118
Lineage: Eukaryota; Fungi; Basidiomycota; Tremellomycetes; Tremellales; Cryptococcaceae
Exons: 1
Coding region: 1-351 (116 amino acids)
Molecular function (GO): protein binding
Source: RefSeq, a predicted model, not a curated record
AUGCUGCUGGUCGCCCUCGACGACCUCUAUGUUGUUCAGAUGUUUGAAGACCUCCUUUGUCAGCUACAAAGUCUUCGCAACGAACACCACCCAACCAGAAGCCUGCUCGACCUCCCCAACAAGCUUCUCAUGAUGACGUUCAGCUGCCUCCCAGUGGAUGAUAUUGUCUCCUUCCGCUCGAUGUGCAAGCUCUUUGCCGAGCUUACCAAGUCGAGAGCACUCUACAGAUCCGUCUUGGUGGACCAAUUUCCGUGGGCUUCCGACGACCCUCAGGGAGUUUCAGUGCCGCGCUUCUACACCGAGUACAUGUCUCAUAUCCGCCAUCUCACCGUCAUUCUACUGCGUCGCUGA